Exophiala spinifera is the source of this 2937-nucleotide messenger RNA. RefSeq lists its product as uncharacterized. Gene Ontology annotation, molecular function: hydrolase activity; glutamine synthetase activity. The transcript has a single exon. Lineage: Eukaryota; Fungi; Ascomycota; Eurotiomycetes; Chaetothyriales; Herpotrichiellaceae. Bases 1 to 2937 code for a protein of 978 amino acids. The record is from RefSeq and is a predicted model, not a curated record.
AUGGCUCCAAUGUCAGAGCUUUACCCUACUCUGCACCAAGUGCGCGAGCUCGAGAGUGCAGGCAUUCAGGAUCUGCAGGAGAUUGUCCAAACGUUUCCGAUCAUCGACAACCAUGCACAUAACAUGUUGACUGAGGACAAUGCUUUUGGCAGCGCAGAAUAUCCAUUUGAAAGCAUCACGUCUGAGGCGCAGGGUCAUGCCCUGACCGACCACGUUCAGACCAGUCUCGCGCACAUCCGCGGUAUAAAGCACCUGGCCGAGUUCUACGAGUGCGCUGAGACACUACAAGAUGUCAAGGCGGCCAGGUAUGAGUGGGUUCGGAGAGACUACCCAGGUCUAAUCAAGAGGUGCUUCGAGGGAACGCAUGCGAUCCUGAUGGAUGAUGGGCUUUUGGCAGAGAUUAUACAUCCCUUCAAGUGGCACAGGCAGUUCGUUCCGACGGUCUCUAGAAUUGUACGUAUCGAAGCUGUUGCGGCGGAGCUUCUGGAACAUCUCGCGCAUGCAGCCGGGUUCAUGAGGGUGGGCCUGGAUGCAGACUGGGAUAUCAGCCAGACCGAGAGCUUCCUGGUCCGAUUCAACACCGUCUUUCGCAACCAGAUACGAACCCUGGCCAAUGACCCAGAUGUCCGUGGUUUUAAAUCCGUCAUUUGUUACCGCACCGGCCUGGAUAUCGGGCUGGAAAGCCGCAAAAACUUUCGGCCACACCAGUCAUUGACCGACUCAGUCCUAUUGCAGUCUUUCCACCACUUCUUACAAAAAGCUGUGCGCGACUCAAAGUAUCGCAUCGAGCAGAAGGAAGUCAACGAUUUCUUGGUGGUCGCCGUGUGUGACGUGCUCGAGAAGCUCGUCGACACUGAUGGUGAGAACCUGCCAUUCCAAUUCCACACUGGACUUGGCGACAACGACAUCAACCUCAUAAAAGCAAACCCGGCUUAUAUGCAACCCCUUAUUGAAGCCUUCCCCCAAGUCGACUUCGUCAUUCUCCACUCCUCUUACCCCUACACAAGAGAGGCAGGCUAUUUGGCUGCCAAUUUCUCUAAUGCCUGGCUUGAUAUUGGAGAGGUCUUCCCAAUGCUCUCCAGAGAUGGGGAAGAGUCGGUUUUAAGGCAGGCUUUGGAAUUGACCCCUGCCUCUAAGAUCCUAUGGAGUACCGACGGGCAUUUCUAUCCCGAGACAUACUGGCUAGCCAACAAGCAUUUCCGAGAAGCACUGGAAAAAGUGCUCACGGCAUAUGUCGCGGCUGGCGAUGUUAGCGUGGCUCAGGCUAUUGAAAUUGCCGUUGAUAUUAUGUUUUGGAACUCCAACACACUGUACAAAUUGGACGAGGAGCGCAAGUUCCCCGAGCUCCUGAGAGCUUGUGGAAGAGAGACGGUGGAUAGCAUGAGGACGUUGGUCAAUGGCGGCUCGAAAGCGCCCUCGUUCCGAUCAACCGCAAGCACCACCGUUGCAACACCCGGGAUUCCUUCAGCUCGUCCAGGAUACUCUUCGAAUUCUGCAACAUUGACGGCGACGAACCAAAAUCUUGCCAUCCGCUCCACAAGCAUCAGCGCACCGUCUGGCCAAAAUGCAACAGCCGUGUUGGCCCAGAACUUGACUCAUUUUGAUGCCUUCUUGCAAACAAACCCGAGUGUCAAGUAUAUCUGGAAUCAAUACCUCGACUAUACAGGCACACUACGCAACCGGAUGGUUACGACACAACAGUUUCGAAAGUCCCUCGCUACGGGCAAAUACCUUGCCUGUACAACCGCACUCUCACGUCUCCUCCAAGACGACAACGGCGCCACUGGUGUGUCGGCGACAGGUCAAUUCAUCCUCACUCCAGACCUCUCCACGCUCUCACUCAACAAGGGCAUUUCUUCGCCCUCUGCGACAGUGCAGACAUGGUGGAUGCUCGAGCCAGAUCAUAAUAACCUCAGUCUGAGCCAUUGGGACCGGUGCCCGCGGUGGCUCCUGCAGUCCCAAUGCGAGGCGCUGAAGUCCGAGUUCAACAUCUCCGUCCUGAUGGGGUUUGAGCUCGAAGUCAUCUUCAUGCGCCCGAUCUACAAUGAAGAGAGAACAGACUUUAAAGACUUUGCCCCCCUGCACUUUGUCCACUCGUGGUCGAACAUGACCUACCAGCAACUCGACAUGUUACCCAUGAUUGAGGAGAUUGUCGAAAUGCUCGCCGAGCUGGACAUUCACGUGCCACAGUUCCAUUCCGAAGCAGCCCCAGGCCAAUGGGAGUUCCCACUGCCGGCCUUUGAGCCCGUUAAGGCGGUCGACAUAAUGUACAAAGCGAAAGACGUGAUUCGGAACGUCGCCAAGAAACACAACCUCAAAGCCACGUGCUAUCCGCGCCCGUUCACCUUCACGUGCGGCUCGGCGAACCACGCGCACUUCAGCAUCAACGGGCCCGGCGGCACGCUCGAGCGAUGCGAAGGCCCGUUCCUCGCCGGCGUCCUGGAGCAUCUCCCAGCGAUACUGGCCUUUACUUUGCCGAUUGAAGAAUCCUACCAGCGCGUCGGGGCCGGCAUCUGGGCCGGCGGCGAGUACGUGUGCUGGGGCAGCCAGAACAAGGAGGUGCCGAUGCGCAAGUGCGAGCCCGGCCACUACGAGCUCAAGACGAUCGACGGCAUCGGCAACUCGUAUCUCUCCAUGGCAGCCUUGCUCGCGUCCGGCCUGCACGGGCUGAGGCAGGACAUGAGGCUCGAGCACAAGGAUUGCACCGGGGAUCCGACGGCGAUAGGAGAAGAGGAGAGGGCGAAGCUCGGCAUCAGCGUCAAGCUGCCCGAUAGUCUGGAGAAGAGCCUGAGGGCGCUGGACCGGGACAAGAUCCUCCGACGCGGUCUGGGAUAUGCAGCCGUCGACGACUACCUUGCCACCGCAGAGAGUUUGAUGCAGAAGUUGAGAGGGUUUGGGGAUGAGAAGAGACGGGUGUGGUUGAUGGCGAGAUACUGA